AGGUGGAGGAGGGUGGGAGGACGGGGGGAGAGUGGCCUCAGCGUGGGAUGCGGGCACGGUCAGGGGCCGCCCCGUUCUGCCUUCAUGCUGAUGAUGCUGGAACGCACCAGAGCCCCGAGCUCAACCUUGACCUAGACCCUCACCUCCCCAAUUCACCUAAGGGCUCCAUGGAGGGCGACAAGUGCAAGGGGCAAGACCCUUGUCCUCUUCAGUCCAUGCAAGAGCUGGGGAAGGGAGCCAAGCGGGAAGAGCAGGGGCUGGGCCCCGAACCCUCGGCGCCCCCACAGCCCAGCGAGGAGGAGGAGGCGCUGAUCGAGUUCCACCGCUCCUACCGAGAGCUCUUCCAGUUUUUCUGCAACAACACCACCAUCCACGGCGCCAUCCGCCUGGUAUGCUCCAAGCACAACCGCAUGAAGACGGCCUUCUGGGCAGUGCUGUGGCUCUGCACCUUCGGCGUCAUGUACUGGCAGUUCGCCUUGCUGUUCGAAGAGUAUUUCAGCUACCCGGUCAGCCUCAACAUCAAUCUCAAUUCAGACAAGCUGGUCUUCCCUGCUGUCACCGUCUGCACCCUUAAUCCCUACAGAUACACUGAAAUUAAAGAGGAGCUGGAAGAACUGGAUCGCAUCACGGAACAGACGCUCUUUGAACUAUACAAAUACAACUACUCCUACACUGUCAAGGCUGGGGCCCGCCAUCGCAGCACCCGCAACCUCAGGAGUACUCUUCCGUACCCCUUGCAGCGACUAUACGCACCGCCUCUGCCCAACCCAGCCCGCUCGGCACGCAGCUCGUCUUCCAGUGUGCGCGACAACAACCCCCAAGUGGACAGGAAGGACUGGAAGAUCGGCUUCCAACUGUGCAACCAGAACAAAUCAGACUGCUUCUACCAGACGUACUCAUCCGGGGUGGAUGCAGUGAGGGAGUGGUACCGCUUCCAUUACAUCAACAUUCUAUCCAGACUGCCCGACACCUUGCCAUCCCUAGAGGAAGAAGCCUUGGGCAACUUCAUCUUCACUUGCCGCUUCAACCAGGCCCCCUGCGACCAGGCGAAUUACUCUCACUUCCACCACCCCAUGUACGGGAACUGCUAUACUUUCAACAACAAGAACAACUCCGAUCUCUGGAUGUCCUCCAUGCCUGGAGUCAACAAUGGUCUGUCUCUGACACUGCGCACAGAGCAGAACGACUUCAUCCCCCUGCUGUCUACAGUGACAGGGGCCAGGGUGAUGGUGCACGGGCAGGAUGAGCCUGCCUUUAUGGAUGACGGUGGCUUCAAUGUGAGGCCUGGUGUGGAGACCUCCAUCAGCAUGAGGAAGGAAGCCUUGGACAGCCUUGGAGGUAACUAUGGUGACUGUACUGAGAAUGGCAGCGAUGUCCCUGUCAAGAACCUUUACCCUUCCAAGUACACGCAGCAGGUCUGCAUCCACUCCUGCUUCCAGGAGAACAUGAUCAGGGAGUGUGGCUGUGCUUACAUCUUCUACCCUAAGCCCAAGGAUGUAGAGUUCUGUGACUACCGGAAGCAGAGCUCUUGGGGCUACUGCUACUAUAAGCUGCAGGGCGCCUUCUCCUUGGACAGCCUGGGCUGUUUCUCCAAGUGCCGGAAGCCAUGCAGUGUGACCAAUUACAAGCUCUCUGCUGGCUACUCACGAUGGCCGUCCGUGAAGUCCCAGGAUUGGAUCUUCCAGAUGCUGUCCUUGCAGAACAAUUACACGAUCAACAACAAAAGAAAUGGAGUUGCUAAACUCAACAUCUACUUCAAGGAACUGAACUAUAAAACGAAUUCGGAGUCUCCCUCUGUCACGAUGGUCAGCCUCCUGUCCAACCUGGGCAGCCAGUGGAGCCUGUGGUUUGGCUCCUCUGUGCUGUCUGUGGUGGAGAUGGCGGAGCUCAUCUUCGACCUCCUGGUCAUCACAGUCCUCAUGCUGCUGCACAGGUUUCGAAGUCGGUACUGGUCUCCAGGACGAGGGGCCAGGGGGGCCAGGGAAGUGGCCUCCACCCCAGCUUCCUCCUUCCCCUCCCGUUUCUGUCCCCACCCUACAUCUCCACUGCCUUCUUUGCCCCAGCAGGGCACAGACCCUUCCCUGGCCCUGACGGCCCCACCGCCUGCAUAUGCCACCCUAGGCCCCCGUGCCCAUCCACUGGACUCCGCAGUGCCUGGCCCUUCUGCCUGCGCUCUGGGGGAGCCCUGAGAGAGCAGAAUGCCAGUACUCCUGGGUAAACUGAAGAAUAUCUCCACUUCAGUGGCACUGUCCACAGCUGCCCAAUUGUCUUUGGUGUGCCUGAGGGAGUGGGCUAAGUAAGGGGCCCAGGAAGCUGUCCAUAGAAGGGCUAAUGAGCUGCUCUGAGCUGCCGGGCUCCUUUUUCUGAACACUGCUUUCUGCACAAGCUCAGACAAGUCUCCUUUUCCCUUGGAUCAGCCAAGCCAGACUUGGAGCUUUGACAAGGAACUUUCCUGGGAAACGACCAAGGAACAAAUAUAAACAAGGCGCAGAAAAGCAGCCACAGGUUUCCUACCCCAUGACCAGAGAUUGGCCUGGCCUCACCGCUUUCAGAGACACAGAUGUCUGCUCCCCCUCUUGAACUUGGGUGGGGAACCCCACCCAAAAGCCCCCUUUGUUAGUUCUUUGGCAAGUCCCCUUUCCCGACUCCCCACUGGGGGCUAGAGUAAGACGUGUGUAGUAAAGGUUUGACCAUUCGCCUUCAUUUCCAAGACUCUUGUCUCGUUCGAUACACUGUACCCCAGGGCCUCUGCACUGGGCCCUUCACAGUUGUUUGUCUUAGUUAUUUUCUCAGCCUUGACACUUCCUCUACCAUCUCUGAGAGAACUUCUAUGCAUCCCUUAGGCCGCUGUGCAAAGACACCAUUUCUUUUGUGACCUCUUACCCUAUCCUGUCUCUGCCAGGAUUAUCCCCACUCCCUUUGCUCCAUAGUGCACUAUAUUAUGUGUUCACAUUCUUUUGUAUCUGCCUCCCUGAAUAGACCAUGGACUCCUUGUGGCCAGGGCCGAGUUUUGCUCAUUUUUGUAUCCUUGAGGUCGAGCCCAGUAUCUCACUUGGAGCAGGCAGACAGGUACCCAAUAAAUCCUUGUUACAUAAAACAAUGUCUGCAGAGCCGGAUGGGGCCCCAUGAAAUGGGCAGGGAGCUAAUGCAAGCCCCAGAGGCACUGUCUAGUUUUUGGGAGGCCCUAGAGUGGAGGGGAGGGCACAGACAGCCAUGCCAAACUUGUCAUUGUUCCACGUCAUCCAGAAGGCUUUCCUUUAGACUCCACCCAGCUGUGAUGUAACCUCUGCCACCCUCCUCCCCAUCACUGCCCUGGUGGUACCAGACUCCACCCAGCUGUGAUGUAACCUCUGCCACCCUCCUCCCCAUCACUGCCCUGGUGGUGGAGGAGGAUGAGACCCAGACCAGUUCUUCCAGAAUUUCAGAGCCUUGAGUAGUCUUCUUUAUUCAUAGCAAGAGGGGCAGAGGGAACCCUCCUCCCUUCAGUAAAGAGAAACUGGGGAAUGUCUGAGAGGAACCCUACUUUUCUCAUCUGCAGUUCCUCUGCCCAGCCAAUCAUCAGAGCUGAGAACCAAAAGCGACCCUGUCUUGUUGCGUUGUGGAAUAAGAUUUGGAAUUGGUUCCCGUUUUUCCAUUCAUCACGAUUUCUAUCCUUAGGAGCCAGAGGAGAAGGGGGGAUCUUUUUUCCCCACCUUCAGGGAACCCACUCUGUGGACCAGGCUGGCCUUGAACUCACAGAGAUCCACUUGCCUCUGAGUGCUGGGAUCAAAGGCGUGAGGGAGAAGGGGAUCUUGUAGAAAGAGAAGGAACAGGGACUUUGGUCAUGCGUGCCAUGUGAAGACAUUGACUUCCCUUUCCUAGACUCCUGUAAAUGACAGGAAAUGAUACUGUUUCAACAUUGUCCCUGCCGGAGCCUCAGGUGUGGCUGCUCUGGCCUUCUCUCCCUCUCUGUUUGGCCCAGCCUUGCCCUACCCGUCCCUGGUUGGCUCUAUUCUGGAGGCUGUAGUCGGUGUAGUCCCCCCCUCCAGCUCCCCCCCGCCC
Molecule: messenger RNA, 4041 nt
Organism: Chionomys nivalis (European snow vole)
Lineage: Eukaryota; Metazoa; Chordata; Mammalia; Rodentia; Cricetidae
Gene: Scnn1a
Product: sodium channel epithelial 1 subunit alpha
Exons: 12
Coding region: 48-2189 (713 amino acids)
Biological process (GO): sodium ion transmembrane transport
Cellular component (GO): membrane
Molecular function (GO): ligand-gated sodium channel activity
Source: RefSeq, a predicted model, not a curated record